This is a messenger RNA of Coffea arabica (coffee), 3406 nucleotides long. Its product is annotated as probable ubiquitin conjugation factor E4. Lineage: Eukaryota; Viridiplantae; Streptophyta; Magnoliopsida; Gentianales; Rubiaceae. Gene Ontology annotation, cellular component: ubiquitin ligase complex; nucleus; cytoplasm. Gene Ontology annotation, molecular function: ubiquitin-ubiquitin ligase activity. The record is from RefSeq and is a predicted model, not a curated record. Gene Ontology annotation, biological process: protein polyubiquitination; ubiquitin-dependent protein catabolic process; ERAD pathway.
CAAACAUCGAUUUCUCCAUGUUCGCCUGCUUCUUUCUUUUACCUUGUAGACUAAACCAAACGAAAGAAAAACCUAAUUUCAAUUCUCAGCUUAGAUUAUAGUAUUUAUUUUUUUCCCGCAUCUACAGAUAUAUUUAGCUAGCUGCAAAAUUUUUAAUCAAUGGCGACGUCUAAGCCGCAGAGGACGCCGGAGGAAAUCGAAGAUAUUAUUCUUCGAAAAAUAUUUCUGGUGAGCUUAAUUGAUUCCAUGGAAAAUGAUUCGCGAGUGGUUUACUUGGAGAUGACGGCAGCUGAAAUACUCAGCGAAGGGAGAGAUUUGAGAUUGUCUCGGGAUUUAAUGGAGCGGAUUCUCAUCGAUCGUCUCUCCGGAAAUUAUGUCGCCGCCGAACCGCCGUUUCAGUACCUGAUCAAUUGCUACCGGCGAGCCUACGAGGAAGGGAGAAAGAUAACGUCAAUGAAAGAUAAGAAUGUUAGGUCCGAGAUGGAAUUAGUAGCGAAACAAGCCAAAAAGCUAGCGGCCUCGUAUUGCAGGAUUCAUUUAGGUAAUCCUGACAUGUUCCCGAAUUGGGAUACCAAUAAGUCGAGUGUUUCCCCGCUGCUUCCUUUGAUUUUUUCGGAGGUUUCUACGGCUGUGGAUGGAUUCGAUAGCAGCGGAGGAGUGUCGAGUCCGCCGGGGUUUUUGGAGGAGUUUUUAAGGGAUGGAGAUUAUGAUAGUAUGGAGCCUAUUAUGAAGCAGUUGUAUGAGGAUUUAAGAGGAAGUGUGCUCAAGGUUUCCGCUUUGGGGAAUUCUCAGCAGCCUCUCAGGGCAUUGUUGAUGUUAGUUAAUUAUCCAGUGGGGUCGAAGGCAUUGGUUAAUCAUCCUUGGUGGAUACCCAAGGGCAUGUAUUUGAAUGGGAGAGUUAUCGAGAUGACUAGCAUUCUCGGCCCUUUCUUUCAUGUUAGUGCUUUACCUGAUCAUACUAUCUUCAAGAGUCAACCUGAUGUUGGCCAGCAAUGCUUCUCAGAAUCAUCUACCCGCCGUCCAGCUGAUCUUUUAUCCUCAUUCACGACAAUCAAAACUGUUAUGAACAAUUUAUAUGAUGGGUUGGCUGAAGUUCUAAGGUGUCUCCUUAAGAAUACAAGUACUCGUGAGAAUGUCCUGGAAUACCUAGCUGAGGUGAUAAAUAAAAAUGCCUCAAGGGCUCAUAUCCAGGUUGACCCAUUGUCUUCUGCAAGUUCAGGGAUGUUUGUGAACCUCAGUGCUGUAAUGCUUCUGCUCUGUGAGCCAUUUUUGGAUGCCAGUUUGUCAAAAAGGGACAAAGUUGAUCCCAGAUAUGUAUUCAGUAGCCCCCGUCUGGAAUUAAGAGGAUUGACUGCACUUCAUGCAUCAUCUGAAGAAGUAUCUGAAUGGAUAAGCAGAAGCAAUCCUAGUAGAAGUACUGAUGGAGAAAACAGGUUGCUGCAUUCUCAGGAAGCUACUAGUUCUGGUAGUAAUGUUGGCGGACCUUCUUCACUCAACGAUGACAAACCAAUGUCACAUUGCAGCAAAAAUGCUAAAUUUUCUUUCAUUUGUGAAUGCUUCUUUAUGACGGCAAGGGUGCUCAAUUUGGGCCUGCUAAAAGCGUUUUCAGAUUUUAAGCAUCUUGUUCAGGACAUUUCAAGAUGUGAAGAUACGUUAUCCACCAUGAAAGCAAUGCAAGGCCAAGCACCUUCUCCACAACUACAGCAGGAUAUAGAUCGUCUUGAGAAAGAAAUGGAGUUGUACUCGCAGGAAAAGCUAUGCUAUGAAGCUCAAAUACUGAGGGAUGGAGGGCUUCUUCAGCGUGCGUUAUCUUUCUACCAGUUAAUGGUGGUCUGGUUGGUUGGCCUUGCAGGGGGCUUUGGAAUGCCUUUGCCAUCAACUUGUCCAAUGGAAUUUGCUGCUAUGCCUGAGCACUUUGUGGAAGAUGCCAUGGAGUUGCUUAUAUUUGCUUCUCGUAUUCCUAGAGCUUUGGAUGGGGUUGUGCUGGAUGAUUUUAUGAACUUCAUUAUCAUGUUCAUGGCAAGUCCUGAGUUCAUAAGAAACCCAUAUCUAAGAGCCAAGAUGGUAGAGGUACUCAACUGUUGGAUGCCUCGUAGAAGUGGUUCAUCUGCAACAGCUACUCUUUUCGAAGGGCAUCAACUCUCUUUGGAGUAUCUUGUCAGGAAUCUUCUCAAGCUUUAUGUUGACAUCGAAUUCACUGGUUCCCAUACUCAGUUUUAUGACAAGUUUAACAUCCGCCAUAACAUUGCUGAGCUUCUUGAAUAUCUAUGGCAAGUGCCAAGUCACCGAAAUGCAUGGCGACAGAUUGCUAAAGAGGAGGAAAAGGGCGUUUAUUUGAACUACUUGAACUUUUUAAUCAAUGAUAGUAUUUAUCUUCUUGAUGAAAGUCUCAACAAAAUUCUUGAACUGAAAGAAUUGGAAGCUGAGAUGUCUAAUACUGUGGAAUGGGAGCGAAGACCUGCUCAAGAGAGGCAGGAGAGGACUCGACAAUUUCAUUCUCAAGAGAAUAUUAUUCGAAUCGACAUGAAAUUGGCAAAUGAAGAUGUGAGCAUGCUGGCUUUUACUUCAGAACAGAUUACUGCUCCUUUCCUACUUCCUGAGAUGGUUGAGAGAGUUGCCAGCAUGCUGAAUUAUUUUCUGUUGCAAUUAGUUGGGCCCCAAAGGAAAUCUCUCACCUUGAAAGAUCCUGAAAAGUACGAAUUUCGUCCAAAGCAGUUGCUUAAGCAGAUUGUAAACAUAUAUGUCAACUUGGCAAGAGGAGACAAGCAGAAAAUUUUCCCGGCUGCUAUCACCCGAGAUGGGCGGUCCUACAAUGAGCAGUUAUUUAGUGCUGCAGCUGAUGUCCUUAGGAGAAUUGGAGAGGAUGCGAGGACCAUACAGGAAUUCAUUGACCUUGGUGCAAAAGCUAAAGCUGCAGCAGCAGAGGCCAUGGAUGCUGAAGCAGCACUUGGAGAGAUACCUGAUGAUUUCCUUGACCCAAUUCAAUAUACUUUAAUGAGGGAUCCUGUCAUCUUACCUUCUUCAAAGAUAACGGUUGACCGGCCGGUUAUCCAGAGGCAUCUUUUAAGUGAUAAUACGGACCCGUUUAACCGCUCUCAUCUUACUGCGGACAUGUUGAUUCCCGACACCGAGCUAAAGGCGAGAAUUGAAGAAUUUGUCCUGUCCAAUAAAUUGAAGAAGAGUGGGGAAGAUCUGAGUUUGCAGAACAUCAAGGCAACAAUACAAACGACUGAUACAACGUCUUUAAUUGAGUAGCAUAUUAUUCUGCACAUUCCUGAUAUUGUGAAUGAUAGUCUUGUUGUGCAUUAGCAGUCAGUGGAUAUGUUGACUCGUAACGCAGCAUGUGUUGAUAUUGGACCCUGUAAAUCAAUUAUGAGGUUAUAGCACGGGUGAUUUUUCUUUUUCC